Molecule: messenger RNA, 871 nt
Organism: Pungitius pungitius (ninespine stickleback)
Lineage: Eukaryota; Metazoa; Chordata; Actinopteri; Perciformes; Gasterosteidae
Product: apolipoprotein D-like
Exons: 5
Coding region: 108-680 (190 amino acids)
Biological process (GO): lipid metabolic process; lipid transport; response to reactive oxygen species
Cellular component (GO): cytoplasm
Molecular function (GO): lipid binding
Source: RefSeq, a predicted model, not a curated record
AUGUUUCCUUCUGCUGCUGAGGGGACAACGCCAUCUGUGACCUUUCACCUACAUUGAGACGACGGCCGACGUUUUGGGAGGCUUUUCAGUUAAGUCGUAUUAACGAGAUGAAAACCAUGCAGGUGAUUUUCUUGACUCUUCUGGUUGUCUCGGUAACCAGCGCUCAGGUGUUGAAGUCCGGCAAGUGUCCCACACCAGAUGUUCAGGCCAACUUUGAUGCUUCCAAGUACCUUGAGAAAUGGUACGAGAUCAAGAAGCUGCCAAACCCCUUCCAAGUAGGCGAGUGCAGCACUGCCCUCUACAGCCUGAAGAGUCCUGGAGUCAUCGAGGUCCUCAACAGUGAGCUGCUUGACGAUGGAACCAUUAAUUCAGUUGUUGGCACUGCCACGGUCAAGAACUCCUCUGAUCCUGCCAAGCUGGAGGUCACCUUCUUUCAAGGAACCCCUCCCGGUCCCUACUGGGUGCUGUCCACAGACUACGAGGGUCACUCCCUGGUCUACGGCUGCACUGACUACGUCCUGUUCCACCUCGAGUACUCGUGGAUCCUCAGCAGAGAGCCCACUCUGCCCCAGGAGACCGUAGAGAAGCUGGAAGGCAUCUUGUCCUCCAUCGGAGUCGACGUGAACAAGAUGCUCCCCACCAAACAGGACGAGGUUUACUGCAGCGUCAUGCACCAGUAAACGGAGAUCCUCCCGCUUCAGCCUCUGCAGGACUGAGACGAGGCGACGUGGAUCCAUGAUGUGAUGACACACUGCUGUUUGCAGUGUGAGCUGCUUCACACUGUAGAUACGUCAUGCAAAGUUAUUGCAAUAAACAUGUAAAAGGAAAUGCAUGCUGCGGUGUUAUUUCUUCUUUAGAUUCACGGGCCUUA